ACCAUGGCGGAGUACAGCUCUCUGCUCAGCGACCUGUCUGAAAACAUCACCAACGAAGACUUGGAGCAGCUCAAGUCGGCCUGCAAGGAGGACAUCCCCGAGGACCAGAGCAACAACAUCACCUCCUCCAAGGAGUGGUUCAGCUACCUGGAGAAGAACGACAAGCUGGCCCAAGAUAAUCUGAUGUACAUCGAGCACAUCUUCGAGAUUUCGCGGCGACCGGACCUGCUGACGAGGGUGAUUGAGUACCGCACCACCGUGCUCAAGAUCUCUGAGGAUGACGAGAUCGACACCAAGCUCACACGCAUCCCUUCAGCCAAGAAAUACAAAGACAUCAUCCGCCAGCCCUCUGAAGAUGAGAUCAUCAAGUUGGCCCCUCCUCCUAAAAAAGUGUGAGGUCACAACCCCCAGCCCUGAUCUUUGCACCUUGAUUCCUUCACUCCUGGCACUCCAAUCAACCGACCAAGCGUUUAUGACCAACCCCAUCACUCCCCGACCUCACCCCCCUCACACCUACAACACACACCACACACAUACACACACACACACACAACCAGCCAUGCCACCCUCCUUGCACUAACACAUGCCAUGACACAGGACCACGCAGGAAGCCACCUACAAAGCAACCAAUCAGAUGGUAGCGAUGCAACCUCUUCCCAAGAUGAGGGGAGAUGGGAAGCUGCGGGAUAAAAAAAAGACAGUAGAAGAAGAAAUCUGGAGAUGGGCCGACAGUGUAUGUGUGUGAGGAGAGAGGAGCCAAAGCCUACCCUCGAUUAGAUCGCUGAGUGGGUCAGUUCAGAAUGAGUGUAAUCUGUUAACACUGUUCAGUCUGUGAUGCUGUGUUUAUGCAACUGUCUGUGUGUGUGCAUGUCAGUCAAAUUAGUUAAUUAGUUAAAACAUUCACCCAAGAAGAAAACUUAAAACCCUGCCUUCAAAACAACAACAACAACUAAAUGGUUUUACUUUUCAGAAGUUCUGAAAAUGUCACAAAGCCGAUAGAUAACCAUAGAGACAAUUAAGCUGUGUACACCUUGUAUGUACAGUGAUACAUAACUAUGACUAACCUAAUUCAGCAGUGCUUAAUUGUUUUGUUUAUUAAAUUGCCUUGAAUAUGCAAAAUAGCCAAAAUGUCAAAACUGACGGACUGAAAAAUACUAUUUGGAGACUAUAUGACACAUACGGAGUUUACAUGAUCAAAAACUAUUUUAACAUCAAACCUGCUGCUCAACGUGACACUUAAAAAGUAGUUAAAACUAAUCUUAAUCUCACACAUAUGACAUAUGUGACACAUAUGGUUCAUUUCUAUGAGGUGUGAUCGUUUUAGUGUGUAGCUGCAUUAAUUGUUCAGCUGUAUUUGUAAUGUGAAAGGGAUAGUUCGACAUCUUGGGAAAGACGCUUGUUUGUAUUUUUUCCCGUGACUUAAUUUAUUAGAUCGAUACCACAUUCAUGUCUGUUUUACUGUAAAUAUGAAGCCACCAGCUAGUUAGCUUAGCUUAGCAUAAAGACUGGCUAGCCUCUUUUUUUGUAGGUGUUAAAUAAAUAAGAUGUAUUGUGUUAAUUAGUGAGCUGAUA
Morone saxatilis (striped sea-bass) is the source of this 1572-nucleotide messenger RNA. Its product is annotated as astrocytic phosphoprotein PEA-15. Gene Ontology annotation, molecular function: protein binding. Lineage: Eukaryota; Metazoa; Chordata; Actinopteri; Moronidae. Gene Ontology annotation, biological process: MAPK cascade; regulation of apoptotic process. The record is from RefSeq and is a predicted model, not a curated record.